AGGCAACCUGCAAAAACGCUGUGGUACGACCGCCCCUGGUACGUCUUCCUGGAGUUCUGCGUGGAGGACAGCACAGACGUUAAAGUCGACAUUGAAGACCACCUGGUGGUGUUCAGCUGUAAAAAUGCAGACGGCGUGGAGAUGUACAACGAGAUCAACCUGUACGCCAGGGUGAACUCCAAAGACUCGCAGCAGAAGCGCUCUGACCGCUCCAUCACCUGCUUCAUAAGGAAGUGGAAGGAGAAGGUGGCAUGGCCGCGCCUCACCAAGGAGAACAUCAAGCCAGUCUGGCUGUUUGUGGACUUUGAUAACUGGCGAGACUGGGAAGGGGAUGAGGAGGCAGAAAUGGCCAUGACUGAGCAGUAUGCAGAGCUCCUGCAGAAGGUCACUGUUAAAGGAACACCCCCUGCAAUGGACGACCUUGAUGAUGACAUUUGAAAGCACAGACCCUGGUGAGACAUGACAGCAGCUGCUGAGAUGAAGCGAGUUGGGGAGGGAGGUAGCAGUGUAAGUGCCACUGUGGUUCAAAUGCGCCAGGGAUUCGCCUGCUUCAGACUUUGGCUCCGAAUUCCACAAUCACGGACCCGAGAGCUGGAAAAGCCCUGCUGGUCCCGUUUUGCCCGCCCUUGAAGUCAGACCCAGCGUGGGACUGUUUCCUGUUGCAUCGGGCAGUCUAGUUUCAAACAUGCCAAGUCCUGGAACUGCCGCCACUUCCAUUAGGAGACGAUUCCACAGCCAGACACCGGGUUCCUGUGUCUCAUUUCACCCCGUUAUUGCCACUUAUACUGCCACGAACCAGCCCGAGUCACUUCUCUCCUCCCCUGGCACCGCCUCUGGCUCUGUGCUGAUGGUACUCAGCCACGCUGCCCAGAUUUAGCCAUCUUCCCUGCUCGGCACCUGCCGCCUGUUCCUCUUGCUGCCGAGACCCUUCUCCCCUCGUCCGUCUCUCCCCGGCGUUGGGGGGACCGGGGGG
Terrapene triunguis (Three-toed box turtle) is the source of this 973-nucleotide messenger RNA. RefSeq names its product prostaglandin E synthase 3 like (gene PTGES3L). Gene Ontology annotation, cellular component: cytosol; nucleus. Gene Ontology annotation, molecular function: protein-folding chaperone binding; Hsp90 protein binding. The transcript is spliced from 7 exons. The annotation marks the transcript as partial. NCBI's taxonomy places the organism in Eukaryota, Metazoa, Chordata, Testudines, Emydidae. The record is from RefSeq and is a predicted model, not a curated record. Gene Ontology annotation, biological process: chaperone-mediated protein complex assembly; protein folding.